Drosophila eugracilis is the source of this 3279-nucleotide messenger RNA. Its product is annotated as ras guanine nucleotide exchange factor P. Bases 676 to 2025 code for a protein of 449 amino acids. NCBI's taxonomy places the organism in Eukaryota, Metazoa, Arthropoda, Insecta, Diptera, Drosophilidae. The transcript has 2 exons. The record is from RefSeq and is a predicted model, not a curated record.
GCCGCGCCGACGUGUGCGGUUGGGUAAAAAAUCAGCGGUAAACUGUGAACGGUGAACGGUGGACACUAUACGCAGCCCCAACUUUAUACUACGAAAAUAAUAGAAACAGUUUGAUGACACCCCCGCCCUCUGCAAUUUCGAGUCAAUUGUGUGCCUAAAACCAAAAACAAACAAAUAAACUUAGCAAUUUUUGUUGAAUUUUUUUCUGUGUUGCGUGUGAAGGCGAAAAGAACAAGUGCAAAAAUCUUAAUAAAAAACUCAAAAAAUUCAAAAGUCCUGGAUUAUUUUGAAUUUUGGCAAAGCAAGGACAGCGCGACUAACGGUAAACAGCCAAGUGAAAUCUCAGGCAAAAAAGCAAAGUAAAGAAAUACAAAAGCAAAGGCAGACGGUGGAAGAAGAAGAAGCAGCAACAGCAGCAAGUGCGAGAGAGCAAAAAAGAGCUCUGGAAAGAGAGCGGUGUGUGUGUCUGGCUGUGUGUGAUUUCCUUAAUUCAAAUGACUUAUUGAAACUCAACUUAAUCAAAAUCAAAUUGAAAAUCAAAGCAGAAGACGGCCAAGUUGAUUUCUCCCAAGGAAGAAAUAUCCAAAGACAAGCCAACAAACACAAUAAACAAAAACAAGACAACAAACUCGAUACACACGCUUGCUCGCUCGCUUGCUCUUUGAAAAACGCACAAUGACCUUGCCCACAAACACACACGCAGCUGCAAACGACGCCGGCAGCGGCAAUACCAACAACAACAACAGCAUCAACGGCAUCAGCAUCAGUAACAACAACAACAACCAUAACAACAAUAACAACGGCAGCAGCAGUGACGAAGAUUCAGACAUGUUUGGACCACCGCGCUGCUCCCCGCCCAUUGGCUAUCAUCAUCAUCGGUCGCGGGUGCCCAUGAUCUCGCCAAAGCUGCGGCAGCGGGAGGAGCGCAAGCGAAUCCUCCAGCUGUGCGCCCACAAGCUGGAGAGGAUCAAGGACUCCGAGGCGAAUCUUCGCCGCAGCGUCUGCAUCAAUAACACCUACUGCCGACUGACCGACGAGCUGCGUCGCGAGAAGCAGAUGCGUUACCUACAGAAUCUGCCCAGAACCAGCGACAGCGGCUCAGCCACCGAACUGGCGCGUGAGAAUCUCUUCCAGCCGAACAUGGACGACGCCAAGCCGGCCAGCAAUAGCACUAGCAAUAACAACAAGUCCUCAUCCUACGGCGAUGCCUUCAUCUCCACCUCAAACGGAUCCUCGUCGUCAUCGGGCCGCGGUGGCAUUUGCUCCAUGGAGAAUCAGCCGCCGGAACGUCAGCAGAUGGUGGCGCCAGCUGGGGCAUCCGCACCCGAGGCGGCCAAUUCGGCACCGCUAUCCGUUUCCGGCUCGGCAUCGGAGCGAGUGAACAACCGGAAACGCCACCUAUCCAGCAGCAAUUUGGUCAACGAUCUGGAGAUACUCGACAGGGAACUGAGCGCCAUCAAUGCACCCAUGUUGCUAAUCGAUCCAGAGAUCACCCAGGGUGCCGAGCAGCUGGAGAAGGCGGCACUGUCCGCCAGCAGGAAGAGAUUGAGGAGCAAUAGCAGCAGUGAGGACGAAAGUGAUCGGCUGGUGCGUGAGGCCUUGUCCCAGUUUUAUAUACCGCCGCAGCGUCUGAUCUCCGCCAUUGAGGAGUGUCCAUUGGACGUGGUUGGUUUGGGUAUGGGAAUGAAUGUGAAUGUGAAUGUUGGAGGAAUUGGUGGAAUUGGUGGAAUCGGUGGAAUCGGAGGAGCAGCAGGCGCUGGCGUCGAAGUUUCUGGUGGCAAACGUAUGAAGCUGAAUGACCAUCAUCAUCUCAACCAUCAUCAUCAUUUGCACCAUCACCUGGAGCUGGUCGACUUCGAUAUGAAUCAAAACCAAAAGGAUUUCGAGGUUAUCAUGGACGCUCUGAGGCUGGGAACGCCGACGCCGCCGAGCGGCGCUAGCAGCGAUUCAUGCGGACAGGCGGCAAUGAUGAGCGAGUCGGCCAGCGUUUUCCACAAUCUGGUGGUCACCUCGCUGGAGACAUGAAGGUACCAGUGAAUCCCCGAGCAGCAGACAAAGAUUAAAGCGUUUAGAUUUUAUAUAAGACACUUGCAUAGAGUUUUUAAGGCAACAUUUAGGCUACGACACAUCUACUAACCUAAGCUAUUAUAUACAUAUAUAUAUAUAUAAACAUGUAUAUAUAUAUAUAUAUAUAUAUAAAACGGAAUCGAGAUGAAGAUGAAGAAGAUUCGGGCGGUUUGGCCAGUAUUACUCAUUAAUGGCAGUCGCGAUUUGUAAAAACAAAAAAAUACACAAAAAAUAUAGUUAUAGGCAAAGAAGAUGAAACAACAGAAACAACAAAACAAAAACAAAAAUCAAAGAAUUUGUAGUCAAAACAGCAGAAACAAAUAAAAAAAAAAAAACAGAACAAUCUAUAAGUUAAAUUUAAAAACUAAAAACAAAACCAAUCCAUAAAUGUAACAAAUCAACAAAAAUUCAGUUGUGGUUUCCAUUUCGGUUUCGUAGAGAGCUCCCCGUUUUUAUAUCUAAAGAGGAAAGUGAAAAUGCAAAGGAAAAUUGUACAUUAAACUUCCAACUGAACAAAAACUAUGUAAAUUACAUAAGCCAAGCACAUUCCACAUUGCUUUACCAAAAACAAUAUCUCAAAUUUUGUGUUCCUACUGAAUUUUUGUUCGUUUUCCACACACAUGCAUUGGAUACCUUCAAAUAUCUCACAUACGCAAAAUAUCAAAACAUAUAUUGCAUUUAGGAAAUAUAUAUAUAUAUUUUUUUAAACAAAACCCCGCAAGUUCUCCUAGUCAAGCAAAACAAAGAGAACCUCCUCCCAAAGCUCCCAACAAAAUUCUAAAACAAAGCAAGGUUUCAUUUUAUAAAUUUCCAAAAAGAGUUCAUUUAUUAUUUUAUUUUUGCCUCUGCACAAACACAAGAUGAAGACAAUGUUCUGACAAGAAAAACUGAGACAUGAAAGCAAAUUUAAAUAGCAAUUUAAACAAAAAAAAAACUAAAAUCGAAAAACAAAACCACAAAAAUAUACAAAAAAAGUGCAAUUAGAAUUUUUGAAAACAUUGAAAGCAAGCCUCAAAAACAAAAACAAAAGUGCAUUGAAAAAGAUUUAAAAACAAAUCGGGCAAAUUAACAAAUUAUAGAAGUAAUAAUUAGUAGUAGUAAUCAAGUAAACAAUUUAAGGCAAACAAACAAACAAACAACAACAAACAAACAAACAAAAAACCCAAAAAAAUAACAAAACAAAACAAUUUUUUCUUCGAAAAAAAAUGACGG